AUGGCGGCCCAAUCGCUGAGGGAUACCAUCAAGGAGAAGAUCGCCACGGCUCUCAAGGAGAACCUCAAAAUGGACGAGAGAGAGUUCACGAACCCUUGGAGUACUCAGGACAAAGCCUCGGUGCUGCAAGAGUCUCGGUGCUUCAGCGACGCGCCCAUCGACGCGCCCAAGUGCUUAAACCUGCUGACGCGGAUCAUCUAUCUCAUCCAGCAAGGAGAGAAGUUCACCGCACAGGAACUCACGAACCUCUUCUUUGGAGUCACCAAGCUUUUUCAGGCUCAGUGUACGAGGCUCAGACGGAUGGUCUACUUGGUCAUCAAGGAGUUAGAGCCUUCUGAUCAGGAGGUCUUCAUUUGCAUGUCUUGCCUCAUCAAAGACAUGAAUAGCAAGAACGACUGCUUCCGGGCGAACUCCAUCCGAGUGCUCAGCCGAGUCCUGGACCCGGCUAUGGCUGCGCAGAUCGACAGAUAUCUGAAGACCGCCAUCGUUGACAAGAAUCCCUUUGUCUCCUCCUCAGCGUUGGUCUGUGGCAUGACCCUGCAUGCCACGGUACCAGACGUGGUGAAGCGGUGGGUGAACGAGAUUCAGGACACGGUGAAUUCCAAACACAGCAUGGUGCAGUUUCAUGCUUUGGCCCUGCUCUACGAGCUGAAGAAAGGCGACCGCCUGGCGCUGCACAAGGUGGUGACAUCCAUGGCCAGGAACAGCCUAAAGAGCCCGAUGGCUGAGUGCCUUCUCAUCAGAUAUGCCACGCAGACCUUGAUGUCGGAACGGGAUGCCCAAGUGGAGAAGACCUUGAUGUCCUACCUGGAUAGUUGCCUGCGGCAUAAGAGCGAAAUGGUGACCUAUGAGGCGGCGCGCGCCUUCUGCCAGUUGGCGGCGGUGGACACGGACGGUGCCAGCGGGCACACCGUCUUAGGCUACGACAUGACGCAUGCGACCACCAUCCUGCAGAUCUUCUUAACCUCCCCCAAGCCCGUGGUGCGCUUCGGCGCGAUCCGCACGCUGAACAUGCUGGCACAGACCCGGCCGCAGACAGCUUCCAGGUGCAACUGCGACAUGGAACCCUUGCUCUCGGACCAGAACCGCAACACUGCCACCUUGGCACUCACCACGCUGCUGAAGACCGGCCAUGAGUCGAAUGUGGAGAGAUUGGUGAAGCAGAUCUCUUCCUUCAUGUCAGACAUCACGGAGGUCUUCAAGGUGGAGGUGGUGCGAGCGGUGAAGGGCCUUUGCUUGCUCUAUCCCGGGAAGUACAAGGUACUGAUGUCCUUCCUCUCCUCGAACCUCCGGGAAGAUGGCACCGCAGAGAUCAAGAAGGACCUCGUCGAUGCGCUCAUCCUCAUUAUCUCGCAGGUGCCGGCAGCGCGGGAGGUCGGCUUGUUGCACCUCUGCGAGUUCAUCGAGGACUGUGAAUAUCCCAACCUUUGCACUCGCAUCUUGGGUUUUCUGGGUGAAGAGGUGCCAAGCACUUCGCAUCCCGCCAAGUACAUCCGCUUCAUAUACAACCGGCUGAUUUUGGAGAAUGCCUUGGUGAGGGCUGCGGCGGUGGACGCCUUGUCGAAGAUCGCCAUGAAGUGCGCCAACCUGCGGAAAGAUGUGCUGAUCCUCCUGCAGUGUCCUGACGCGUCCGGUCGAUGUCGACACGGUCGUUUUCGGCACGGUGCUCCAGCAGUGCGUCGAUGA
Molecule: messenger RNA, 1686 nt
Organism: Durusdinium trenchii
Lineage: Eukaryota; Dinophyceae; Suessiales; Symbiodiniaceae
Source: the annotation of a GenBank genome assembly